UAAAUUGAACCCAUUUGACUCUAUUCAUUGAUAAGUAAAUGUACUAUAUUGCCGUAAAGAUGUCUUCCUCAAAAAGCUACAUUCAAUACCUUGCUGCAGUUUUACUGAUCUCGGUGUGCUUGUUUGAACAAGCAUCGGCGAGAAUAUGUUAUUCUUGUGACUCCGAUAAAGACUACGACUGUAUUUCUCGUCCUAACCAAGAUAAGUUUGCCGUAGUAUGCACAGCGUACACAGCCAACGCCAAAACUUCCGAACUUUCGGACUCCAAUACUGAAGAACUGAUCGGAUCAAGAGCAGUUGUGCAAGAUUGCGCCACUGCUAUUGGAAUUUCGACUAUUGAUGGCAGUCCUAGAACUGUGAGAGGAUGUUCUAUACCGUCAGUGACAUGCGCUACUUAUCAAAUAAUCUACGCAGCAAAAUUCAAUCUUCAGGUUAACAAAUGUCUUCGUUGCAAUAGUGAUGCUUGCAAUUUCAGGAAUUAUUAAUUUGUAAAUAAAUGAGAUCUGGAACUUCAUGUUUAAGCAAUUUAUCAAAUUUUCAUUUAAUAAAAAAACUUUGCAAAAUGUCAAAA
Molecule: messenger RNA, 571 nt
Organism: Phymastichus coffea
Lineage: Eukaryota; Metazoa; Arthropoda; Insecta; Hymenoptera; Eulophidae
Exons: 4
Coding region: 39-485 (148 amino acids)
Source: RefSeq, a predicted model, not a curated record